This is a messenger RNA of Colletotrichum truncatum, 303 nucleotides long. Lineage: Eukaryota; Fungi; Ascomycota; Sordariomycetes; Glomerellales; Glomerellaceae. The record is from RefSeq and is a predicted model, not a curated record.
AUGUUUCAUACAGCAAUGGUGCUUCUCUUGGAAGUUGCAGCGUCAGAUGGCUCUGAUCUCCAUUCGACCACCUCUCACGAGAUUUACCGUCACGCUCGACUAGCCUGCGGAGUCAUCAAAACAAACCCUCAAACAUGUUGUCUAGUCAAUUCGUUGCAGCCAGCUUAUAUAUGUGGCCGACACAUGCGUACGCGAUCUGAGAAGUUUGCUGUACUUGAGAUAUUUGGUCUCAUCCAUAGUCAGACUGGGUGGAAAACUGAAUGGCGAACCAGUGAGUUGCGUAAGCUAUGGGGAAUAGCCUGA